Trifolium pratense (red clover) is the source of this 1697-nucleotide messenger RNA. Its product is annotated as beta-fructofuranosidase, insoluble isoenzyme 1. Gene Ontology annotation, molecular function: hydrolase activity, hydrolyzing O-glycosyl compounds. Gene Ontology annotation, biological process: carbohydrate metabolic process. The record is from RefSeq and is a predicted model, not a curated record. The transcript has 5 exons. Lineage: Eukaryota; Viridiplantae; Streptophyta; Magnoliopsida; Fabales; Fabaceae. Bases 6 to 1538 code for a protein of 510 amino acids.
GACCUAUGUAUUACAAUGGAUACUAUCACCUAUUCUACCAAUACAAUCCAAAAGGAUCUGUGUGGGGAAACAUUGUAUGGGCUCAUUCAGUAUCAAAGGAUCUUAUAAACUGGGAUGCACUUGAACCUGCUAUUUAUCCAUCCAAACCCUUUGACAAAUAUGGAUGUUGGUCCGGGUCGGCCACCAUAGUUCCGGAUAAGGGACCCAUUAUCCUUUACACCGGAAUUAUUGACGAUAAAAUGACUCAAGUCCAAUGUUAUGCUAUACCCGAAGAUUUAAAUGAUCCGUUUCUUACAAAAUGGGUUAAGCCAGAUGAGCACAAUCCUAUUGCGAUUGCGGAAAAAGGGGUAAAUGCGAGCGCGUUUCGUGACCCAACAACUGCUUGGAAGGAUAAAAAUGGACAUUGGAAAAUAUUGGUUGGUAGUAAAAGAAAACAUAGAGGGAUGGCCUAUUUAUUUAGGAGUAGGGAUUUUAAGAAAUGGGUUCGGUCCAAACACCCGAUCCAUUCGGCGGCUAAAACGGGUAUGUGGGAGUGUCCUGAUUUUUACCCGGUUUUAUUGAAAGGGAAAGAAGGGUUGGAUACAUCAAUUGAAGGUGAUCAUGUUAAACAUGUCUUAAAGAAUAGUCUUGACUUGACUAGAUAUGAGUAUUAUACAUUGGGUAAAUAUUAUAGUGAUGAGGAUAAGUAUGUUCCAAGUAAUACUUCAGAAGAUGGUUGGGGUGGCCUUAGAUAUGACUAUGGUAACUUCUAUGCUUCAAAGUCAUUUUUUGAUCAAAGUAAGAAUCGUAGGAUCCUUUGGGGUUGGGCUAAUGAGUCUGACCCCCAAAAGGAUGAUGUUAAAAAAGGAUGGGCUGGAAUUCAGGCAAUACCAAGAGUUGUGUGGCUUGAUUCUAAUGAGAAACAAUUGGUACAAUGGCCUGUUGAAGAAUUGAAUCAACUCAGAGAUAAGGAAGUUAGUUUGAACAAUAAAAAGCUUGAAAAGGGUGAAUUUGUAGAAGUAGCUGGAAUAACUGCUGCGCAGGCAGAUGUUGAAGUUACUUUCUCAUUUUCAAGCUUGGAAAAAGCAGAGGAAUAUGAUCCAAAGUGGGUAAACGCACAAGAUCUUUGUGCCCUAAAAGGUUCAAAAGUUGAAGGUGGGCUUGGGCCUUUUGGGCUUUUGACUUUGGCUUCAGAAAAUUUUGCAGAGUUCACUCCUGUGUUCUUUAGAGUCUUCAAAGCUCCAAAUAAGCAUGUAGUUCUCUUGUGCUCUGAUGCUAGCAGUUCUUCUUUGAAGAGUGAAAUGUACAAGCCAUCAUUUGGUGGAUUUGUAGAUGUAGAUUUAGCAACAAACAAACUUUCACUUAGGAGUUUGAUUGAUCACUCAGUAGUGGAAACUUUUGGAGAAGGAGGGAAAACAAACAUUUUAUCUAGGGUUUAUCCAGAACUAGCAGUGACACAUCAAGCUCAUUUGUAUGUGUUUAACAAUGGUACUGAACCAAUCACUGUGGAGAAACUUACAGCAUGGAGUAUGAAGUCUGCUAAUAUAAAAAGCAGUUAGAAAGCAAUGUGUUAGGGAAGAAUUUGCUUAGGUGGGUUGGUAAAACUUGCCAUUUGCUUUUAGUAUCUUGUACAGAAAAUUGUUUGGUGGACGCCCAUGUGAGAAUUACUUUUUCUCACUAGUAUAGUCGGGAAUCGAUCCAGAAACUUAUUAUACCAA